GAUAGGAUUAUUGCAGGGAGAAUUAGGGUUCAGCUAAAUACGAUCGCCCCUCUUGUCGACUCACCCGAUCAUCGAUGGCGUGCGCCGCGUGCGGCUGCACCUGCAGCGCCGGCGGCGAAGCACCCAGGGAUGAGCUGAAGGCGCCACUGCUGGUGGAUAUCGAGACCGGACCCAGCCCCAUCACGGCGACACCGGCGGACAGCGAGGUCGACAACGGGAUGGAGAAGGGCAGCAUGAUCGUCACCUCCAUUGCCCGAGGAUUGUUGCUCUUGCUGUGGUUGUAUCUGGUUGAUUUACUGAGGAGACCUUUGAUGGACGACGAUAAUGAAUUCCAUUCGUUACACGUAACUUUUGCUGUUUUCUCGGCCGCACUCGUGGGUAUCGUUUUCUUGCAAAUCUGUGUGUCCAUAUCCGUUCCUACGGAUGCCUCUGGAGUUCCUAUAGGGUUUGAACUUUGA
This is a messenger RNA of Triticum aestivum (bread wheat), 458 nucleotides long. RefSeq lists its product as uncharacterized. NCBI's taxonomy places the organism in Eukaryota, Viridiplantae, Streptophyta, Magnoliopsida, Poales, Poaceae. The record is from RefSeq and is a predicted model, not a curated record. Bases 75 to 458 code for a protein of 127 amino acids. The transcript has 2 exons.